Molecule: messenger RNA, 1217 nt
Organism: Fusarium oxysporum Fo47
Lineage: Eukaryota; Fungi; Ascomycota; Sordariomycetes; Hypocreales; Nectriaceae
Product: protein-S-isoprenylcysteine carboxyl O-methyltransferase
Exons: 2
Coding region: 177-1025 (282 amino acids)
Biological process (GO): C-terminal protein methylation
Cellular component (GO): endoplasmic reticulum; membrane
Molecular function (GO): protein C-terminal S-isoprenylcysteine carboxyl O-methyltransferase activity
Source: RefSeq, a predicted model, not a curated record
GCUAAGGCCAACAAUCUUGAUAUUGUUCUCUGCCUCACAAUCCAAGACUGCAGACGCCAUUCGGGGACGAGGGCCAACACGCCUUCUGAGUAAUAACUUUUCAUUUCUUUAUUUCAGUGCCAAAGACAGCCUUCCGACCCUUUCUCUUUUCACGAUUCUUCUCAGAAUUUAAAGCCAUGUCUGAAACCACGCAAAACGUGGGUGCUAGACCUGUCAACUUCAGCCCUUCAGCUGCUCAUCAUCGAGCAUCGCCUGCUCAUCAUGACUCCUUCUCCGGCAACACUCGCUCUCUGGACGAACUCAUGAUCCUGAAGCCCUACUUUGCAGGCCAGCCCAAGUCACUCUCCGGUAUCGCUCUUCGAGCUUUCUGCCUCGGUAUCACCUUGGCUUGUAGUGCUAUCUCCAUGGGGGCUAUCCUAUUUUUGACCUCUAGCCCAGUCUGGCGUGUUCCAUUCUUCCUGUUUGCACUCUCAGCUUUUCACUUUCUCGAGUUUUGGACUACGGCUGAGAAGAACACACUCGUGGCCAGCAUUGGAAGUUUUCUCUUGACGGCAAACUGGCCAGCAUACGCCAUCGCCCAUUCAGCUGCGUUUAUCGAAUGUGCCACCAUUAACCUUUUCUUCCCUAAUCGACACUGGGCACCCUAUGGCACCGGUCCUAUUCUUCUGCUCCUCGGCCUUGUCAUGGUCACCGUCGGACAGUAUGUCCGCUCAGUGGCCAUGUUGCAAGCUGGAGCCAGUUUCAACCAUCAUGUUCAGACCAGGAAGAAGGAUUCCCACGAGUUGGUGACUUCAGGCAUCUACUCAAUCUUCCGCCACCCAAGUUACUUUGGAUUCUUUUACUGGGGAUUGGGAACACAGCUAGUAAUGGGCAACGUUCUGUGCUUCUUUGCCUAUGCGGCUGUUCUCUGGAUGUUCUUCAGCAAGCGAAUUAAACACGAGGAGGCCAAGUUGAUUGAGUUCUUCCAAGAUGAUUAUGUCCAAUAUCGAAAGAGAGUGGGAACAAAGAUUCCUUUCAUCGCUUAGAAGAUGUGAGAGAAUAGGGGAGCGAUCUAGCCACAGGCGCAUGUAAAUACAGCUAAGACUAGAAAUGCUUUUCAGAUUACUUGCAAUAGGACCAUGUCUUGGGGCUACUGUCAUAAGGCCUACUAGGCCAAGUUUAUGCCUACAUUUCAUCAACAUAAAUUUUAGAAAAUAGAAUCUGACGGUUGAGGUGAA